Molecule: messenger RNA, 1431 nt
Organism: Cyprinodon tularosa
Lineage: Eukaryota; Metazoa; Chordata; Actinopteri; Cyprinodontiformes; Cyprinodontidae
Gene: thap11
Product: THAP domain containing 11
Exons: 2
Coding region: 123-935 (270 amino acids)
Biological process (GO): regulation of transcription by RNA polymerase II
Cellular component (GO): nucleoplasm
Molecular function (GO): RNA polymerase II cis-regulatory region sequence-specific DNA binding
Source: RefSeq, a predicted model, not a curated record
AGAAAGCGCAAAGCAUUCUGGGACUUUUAGUUCUAAGUAAGCAUCGGUUGGCUUGAAAACACGCCGAAGAACAAAAAGAGACAAAGAAAAUCGUACGUCUCUGUUGAAUUCGACGAGGGAAGAUGCCCGGGUUCACCUGCUGUGUCCCCGGCUGCUACAACAAUUCGCACCGGGACAAGGACCUGCGCUUCUACACGUUCCCUAAGGACCCAGUUCUAAGAGAGCAGUGGCUGCGGAACAUUUCCCGGGCCGGGGUCAGCGGCUGCUUCAGCACUUUCCAGCCCACCACGGGCCACCGCGUCUGUAGCGUGCACUUUUCUGGCGGAAGAAAGACCUACACGGUCCGGGUACCGACCCUCUUCCCUCUGCGGGGCGUCAAUGAGCGCAGGAGUCGGAGGGGCAGAGGGAGGAAGUUGUCUGCCUCGGUUCCUGCCCCCGGGAUCGUCGCUACCAGCGUCCUGGGAAACACCGCUGGCGUCGCCGAGGGGACUAUCGGCGGAGAGGCUGGUGACGACAGCAUUACGGUGGUUCAGAUAGGCAACAAUGGGGAGUACCUGGGCACGGCGCGGCUUCCCGCCCAGGCAGAGGGCACCGGUAACUACGCUCCGGAGGCUUUAGUGGAGCUCAAAGUAGAAGACUUAUCGGCGGAGCCCGGGUCUAACCAACAGCAGCUGUCCGUUCACUAUCUGAGUGUGACCAGCAGCCCCCUGGACCACUCCUACUCCCUGACCACCGGCACCACGUCUGCGGAGUUGCUGCGGAAACUGAACGAGCAACGGGACAUCAUCGCGCUGAUGGAGGUGAAGAUGAAGGAGAUGAAGGCAACAAUCCGCCAGCUGAGAGUCGCUGAAGCCAAGCUGCAGGAGGAGGUGCGGGAGCGGGACCGGUUACUGUCCAACAACUCUGCGUCUGGGAACGUCCGGAAGAAAAACUGAUGAGGAAUUGACUGAAGUUACAUCCACCGACAGGUUGAGGAGGAGUCCGAAGAAUAAUCCCGCUCAGUUUUAUAUUAAACUGAAACUACGAUCACAGUUUGUAUUUAGCCUGUAGAUCUGUUUUUCCUAGGCUUCAUAAUAUAAACAGUCUGCUUGUUUUUUGUAGCAGAUAGAUCGACCAUCAUCAGCAUACCCAUUUCCCCCCUCAUCACAGACUAAUUAGCUUGCACAGACUCAAUAGUAUGUAAGCUCGAUCCUGAUGUUGCAUCAUAAGGGUUUAUUUGUGUCCAUGCCUUUCAGCUUAUAGAAGGAGCCUGACCCAAGAAGCAACUCGUGAUUUAACAUGAAGAGCAGCAAGAUGAAGAAAACACUACUCCUGACCAGCCUUUUCAUCAUUUAAAUGCCCUCAUCACAGAUGCCUUUUAUGUAUUCUAUGUUAAUUUAAUUUUCUUUAUUUUGAAAGUGUUUGUGCAAGUAAAGAAACUCCUUAAAACUA